Messenger RNA from Suhomyces tanzawaensis NRRL Y-17324, 1023 nucleotides. RefSeq names its product cell proliferation protein. The transcript has a single exon. NCBI's taxonomy places the organism in Eukaryota, Fungi, Ascomycota, Pichiomycetes, Serinales, Debaryomycetaceae. The record is from RefSeq and is a predicted model, not a curated record. Bases 1 to 1023 code for a protein of 340 amino acids. Gene Ontology annotation, cellular component: cytoplasm.
AUGUCCUACGCCACGUUCACACCCAUAGAGGUCACCAAAGCGCACGUGUUGGGCUGUGCAUACUCCCAGUGGUACCCCAAGCUCAAAGCACACGCCGUCAAGUCGAUCAUCCUCAAGCCACUUCCCCAAGAGUUCUUGGACUACUUGGCCAGUGACAGCAUCAAGCUUGAAAACGAGGCUCAUGGGGUCGAAAACAACAGCGACAACGAGUACAGCGACUGGGAGGACGAUCUGGACGGCGAGGAUGACGGUGAGACCGCACCUACAGUGACUAUAGACCAGCUUCAAGCACUCCACGACCAGAUCAAAGCCGGUAUCGACAAGCUCGGAGGAGCAGUGACGCCCAAACUCAACUGGUCGGCUCCCAAGGACGCCAGGUGGAUCAUGGCAGGCAAUACCACGCGGUGCACCAGUCCAAACGACGUUUACUUGUUGCUCAAUGCGUCGGACCACGUCGUGGACGACUUGGACUACCCUUUCAGCAGCGUGGAAGAGGCGGGAAAGUCCUCACAAGGCGUGGAGGACGGGACUGACAAGGUGGAGUACGAGUUGGUGCUCCGCAAAUGGAUGGAUAUUAACCCUGCGCUCGAGUUUCGGGUGUUUGUCAAAGACAACCGGGUGCUCGGGAUCUCCCAGCGCGACUUGAACCACUACGUGUUUCUCGAGGCAUUGCAGGACGAGCUCAAGCAGGUGAUCGAGGACUUUAUCUACUCGCAGGUGGUGGGCCAACUUGGCCAGAGCCAGUACAUUGUGGACGUGUACGUGAGCCGUCCCUCCAACAAGGUGUACGUGGUGGACGUCAAUCCGUUCAGUCGGAAGUGCGACUCGCUUCUCUACACCUGGAACGAGCUCUUGGUGGGAGUAGCCCCCGAAUUAAGGCUAAUCACCGAAACUAACGUGGGCCGGUUUGCGCAAAAAGAGUACAGCGAAAGCCAGGUUCCAUUGGACGUGGUGGACGCAGCCGGCAAUAGCGAAGCCAUGGUGGAGUUGGCACGGGAGUGGGCCAAGCUCCAGGCGAAAUAG